AGAAGAGCGACCGCGAGAGUGCUCGCUUGCAUUCUUCCGUCAACAAGCGUCCGAGGCGGAUCGUAAAAUUUACCAUUCCGCUCGAUUGUGCGGGUAACGAGCAAAAAUCAAUCCAGUCCGGUGUUUCAGUUGAAGUAGUGCGCGAAAAAACGGUAGAUCCUAUUUUUGGGGGAUCCAUUCAUGAAACUGUGGGUAGUAAAUGUGGACAGGAUGACGACAAAAGUGUCCCAUUUUCGGCAGUAGACUAUUUUAAGUGCAUUGAAAAAGUGCUUAGAAAAAAAAGACGACAACGUGUAUUGAAUGUAAAACGCGUGACGUGCGCGUUGACGGAAAGAGUGCGAGAGAAAGAGAAGUGCCUACUCCUGCAAGCAAGGAAAAAAAAUCGAUAAUUUGCCAUCCCUAGACCAUGGGAUACGACGAGGUGCUGACCCAUUUGGGUGGAUUUGGCCGGUAUCAGAAGAAAAUCUAUGUACUGCUUUGCUUGCCGGCAAUCUGCUGUGCGUUCCACAAGUUGGCCGGCGUGUUUCUGUUGGCAACACCCAAUUACCGUUGUAAGCUGCCCUUUGAAGUGGAGAAUGCGACCUAUGAACUGCCGCCAGAUGUUCUUGCCAUGUCAUACCCUAUGGAUACGUUAGCGAAACGAUACUCCACCUGUACCUACUUGAAUGCGGAUUUUACCGAGAGUUAUUUGAACGGUGGAACACCGGCUAAGGAUUUCGUCAGCUGUGACCAUUGGAUUUAUGACCGAUCCAGAUAUGAGAGUAGCACAGUAACCGAGUGGGAUAUGGUUUGCGAUCGAAGUUGGUUACGGGCGUCGGCCGAUUCGUUGUUCAUGGUCGGAGUCAUGUUGGGCAGUAUCAUCUUUGGAUAUCUCUCUGACAAAUACGGACGGAAGCCAAUCUUCUUCGCUUCGUUGGUGACCCAGGUUAUAUUCGGUGUACUUGCUGGAUUGGCACCGGAAUUUUUCACAUACACUAUCGCUAGAAUCCUGGUCGGAGCAACAACGUCGGGUGUAUUCCUGGUGGCAUACGUCAUUGCUAUGGAAAUGGUCGGACCCAAAGACCGUCUGUAUGCCGGAGUGGUCUGCAUGAUGUUCUUCUCUGUCGGUUACAUGCUGACAGCGGCAUUCGCUUACUACAUCCACGAUUGGCGAACCUUGCAAAUCGCCCUUACAUUGCCAGGGAUUGUGUUUCUGUCUUACUGGUGGUUUAUUCCGGAAUCGUCUCGCUGGUUGAUAUCUAAUAACCGACCAACGGAAGCUAUCGAGCUUAUUAAGAAAGUAGCAAAGUCUAACAAAGUAACCGUUCCAUCCGACGUUCUGGAUAAACUCAUGGAAGAGGAUAAGGUGGCUUUGGAAACGGACAAGAAUGAGGCUAAACCUGGUCUGCUAGACAUUUUCAAACAUCCGAAUCUUCGACGAAAAGCUCUGCUCAUCUUUUUCGAUUGGUUCGUCAACAGCGGAACUUACUAUGGACUUUCCUGGAACACUAACAAUCUCGGUGGAAAUCCUUUGCUGAAUUUCGUUAUUAGUGGAGCGGUGGAAAUUCCGGCGUACACCUUUCUACUGCUAACCCUGAACCGAUGGGGACGUCGUACGAUCCUUUGUGGCUGUAUGAUCUUUGCCGGAACCAUGCUCCUAUCGACUAUGUUCAUCCCGGACAAUUUGUCUUGGCUUAUCAUCGUCAUGGCCAUGCUCGGGAAACUUGCCAUCACCUCUAGCUACGGAACGGUUUACGUUUUCUCGGCCGAACAGUUUCCUACGGUCAUACGAAACGUGGCACUCGGAGCAGCCUCGACUUCAGCUCGUGUAGGUGGCAUAUUGGCACCGUAUUUCAAUCUUCUUGGUGACUACUGGCAACCCCUGCCGUUGCUGAUCUUCGGAGCGAUGUCAUUCGCCGGUGGAUUACUGUCACUGUUGUUACCGGAAACGCACAACCAGAAGCUCCCGGAAACGAUUGCCGACGGUGAGAAUUUCGGUAAGGUGAAGACGAUACCCGAUGAAUUGGACCGGGAUCUCGAGAAGACACCGGAAGAGUUGCAAGGAUUAAAUACAACCGGUUUGUCUCCGCCAUCGCAGGGAGAAUCCAACGGAAUGGAUGCUGUGACUCGUGCAAACGAAAAGCGAUCGCACCAUGAUUCGGACCACGAUGACGGUCAGGAGGGUAAAAAUUGAACGUGUGGAAAAUUUCCUUGCAGCAUAGGCAUUUGGUACUUUUACUAUUAAGUAUUCACCAGAUUUAGAUCGCUAGUAUAGAUAAGAGACUGGAACCGAAUCGACAGUUGGCUGAGAGAAACGAGCAAAGUUACUAAGUCUAAUCGAUUAUAUGUUUAAAAUAUGUGGGGAAAUCGGUUUUCUCCUAGGGGGCAGUUGACGGCCAUGUAUCGUAUGAUAUUUUUUUGUUGUUUUCUUCACCUGCAUCACACGUUCCAUACGAGAUGUUGAAGAGGUUGAAGCUGUUUAUUCAGCAGUAAUGGGUAGAGAGAAAAAGAAAAUAAUACCAUAUGUACCUUCAGCUGCCUAACCCCUCUCUGGCGGAGCAAAUGAAAGCCCACAGAGGCAUGCUUGUGUGUGAUUCCUAGCAACCACCAUUUACCUCUUUCUCACAAUUCGCACUAUAAUUUUCGCGCAUCUGGACUGAAAAAUAACCACACAUAAACUGGUUUGCCAGAUUCGUCCUAAAAGAAGAAGAAGAAGACCGUUUCCGAAACGAUUCGGCAUUUGGUUUUGGACAUGGUUGUUACUUAUCAGGGUAAAUUAUUUCGAGGUCUUCAGAUAUUGGGUCACGGAAGAUUGUUCGGAAUGCCUCUGUACCACGAUCUAUAUUCAAUUUUUAAACGAAAAAAAAAUCUCAUCUUUGUCACGUAUCACCAGAGAAGCUUAAUGCUCCAGAAGCAUUAUUCCCUGCGGUGUGAAACAUAUAUAUAUCUUCUCAUUUGCAAUUCCUGAAAAUUGUUGUGGAAUUAAAAGAUCAGUGGCACCAUUUAUCAGACUCCGUAUAUUAUCAUUUGAUAGGCAUCCAAGGUAUUUGCUUGAGAGGAAGAGCAAGUGAAGAAAAAACUGCACAUUUUUGUGUGUUUCUGGUUCUCGUUUAAAGUUUUUCAAUUUUUGUGUAAAGAAAAAAAAACCGCAACGUACUUUGUUCAGCUGUAUUACCUGUGAAAAUGUGCGAUGAAAAGGUUUUAAUACGCAAAAAAGGUCAUAAAUAUAACUACGCGAUUCUACUCUGAGAGCACAUUUUUUCUUACUCUACGCCUGAACGAUUACGACCAGCUGUGCUCACAUUCCAAUUAGUACUAAAGUGUUUGUUUUAAUAAUAUUUCAGCGGCCGUCGUGAUAGUUCGGGUUAGUUAGUAAAGUUAGAACCACACUGUAGAAGUAUUACACAACAACAAAUCGUUCCUCAUCAUAGUAGGCUUAUCAUUCAUGAGGUCAAUGCAUUUUGAAUCGUCUGCAAAAAAAAGUAUUGAAUCAUUGAUCACAAUCUUAUCGCAGCCUACUAUACAAGAGCAAUUAUACCAACGGGAAACAAAGGGAAUUCACGUGUUUAUCACGCAUUAACUUGAACAAUCUUCCAUUGAAUGAAUGUGCUUACAGUUCAAAGAAAACUAUCAAUUUAAAUAUAGUAAACUUGCUCGUUUAUUCCUCAAUGCGCAGCAGAAAGACUCUCACGAAACAAAAACAAAUCAUGCAACUGUAUUGUGUGUGUGUUGACAUCUUCAUCAUUGAAUAAUUGAUAUUUUAUAGCAUGUACAUUGGCUGAUAAGUGAUAUGGUUAACAGUUUCUGAUUCGUAUGUAUACUUUCUGAUUAUGGCUUUGUGACAAACGCACUUAUAUACACUGAGAACAGUUUUACAGAAGAAAAAAUCACACAAAUUCAAGCCAGAAUUAAAGCAGAUUUUUUUGAGUACUUACUUCCAAUAUUACCAUGCGUAUUGCAUAACUGUGUUCCUAAAAGUGAUCUUCUUCUACCGGGAGAGAUUGACGGUCAAAUUGCCAGUAACUUUCUGUUGUGAUCGAAUACUUUCCCAGAUGUUGAAGUUCACUUCUCAAAACGAUUUAAUUCAAGCUCAAUAUGUUGUUAUUGUUCAGGAAAUUUCAUGUUUCGAAUAAUUUUAAACUCUUUUUUGUUUUGCCAAGUUACUGUACUUGCAUCAGGCUGGUUUUCCUAAUGUUGACUGAAGAAAUACAUUAGAAUUCCAACGUUAGAAAAGCAAACGAUCAGUAUCAAUAUAGUCAGUAGUAGCAGUGCAGAAUGUAUACUGUGUAACUUAAGCAUAUACAAAGAUUUCUACAAUUGAUCGAACCAAGUACUUUUUGUGUUAGAAUUAGUUUAGAGUACAAUCAUUGAUAAGAUGUGGAAAUGUAUUAGGUAGACUUCGCUUUUGGAUAGUUUUUUUCAAUUGUCAGUAUAAUAAAAGGUAACAACAUUGAAUAAAGCCUUCUCGUCUCGUG
Malaya genurostris is the source of this 4454-nucleotide messenger RNA. It is a transcript of the gene Orct, whose product is annotated as organic cation transporter protein. The transcript has a single exon. Gene Ontology annotation, molecular function: transmembrane transporter activity. Bases 407 to 2173 code for a protein of 588 amino acids. Gene Ontology annotation, biological process: transmembrane transport. The record is from RefSeq and is a predicted model, not a curated record. Gene Ontology annotation, cellular component: membrane. Lineage: Eukaryota; Metazoa; Arthropoda; Insecta; Diptera; Culicidae.